Messenger RNA from Maudiozyma barnettii, 1791 nucleotides. RefSeq lists its product as uncharacterized. The record is from RefSeq and is a predicted model, not a curated record. Bases 1 to 1791 code for a protein of 596 amino acids. The transcript has a single exon. NCBI's taxonomy places the organism in Eukaryota, Fungi, Ascomycota, Saccharomycetes, Saccharomycetales, Saccharomycetaceae.
AUGCAGUCUGAGAGCGAGGUAGAAGAAGAGGAAACCUCUGAGGAGAGCUCUGAGGAAGAAACCGAUUCUGAAGAGGAAGAGGAAAAUGUAGAGGAGGAAAAUGUCAGAGGUAUUUCCGAUAUGAGUUCCUACGAAGGUGAUGACAGUUUUGAAGAAAGUGAUUCUGGCGAUGAGUCCUCUUACGAAGAAGUUCAAGAAGGCAAGAGGGGAUUCUUAUCCAAGAAUAGAUCUGGUGGUCGUAGGAAAUCAUUCAGUACCACCAAGCCAACCACUUUCAAGCCUACAAUGGGUCUAUUUAAUAAAAAGGAACAAGGUAAGAAGGGAAAGAAACCGUUGGCUACUACUACCGCACCUGAAAAAUCUAGGAGUGUAAAGGGUAUGUUUAGCAAGAAGCCUGCUAAGAAACAAGUCUUACAUCAAAAACCUGUUGUUGGUAAGAAAUUAUCUAAGGCUAUGCAACCAGGUAAUCAAAAGAAUCCAUUCGGUGUCAAAAAAUCACCAGAAGUUUCUAAAGUUGACCUUAAGGGUAAAGGGAAAGGGAAAGAUAAAUUAUUGUCAAAGAAAAAAAGUAAGACUAGUGUGAAUGAUUUGUCUACCCCAAAGACCCCUAAGACAAAGAAAUCCUUAAAUAAAUUUGUUGGAUUGACCACAGUAGGUGAAAAAGAUGUAGAAAUUAAACCUUUGACAAACAAUAUGCCAAAUGGAACUAAUGAUAAAUUACAAGGUCCUACCAAGGGUGGUGAACCAUCUGCCAACAACGAUAACAACUUAGUCGAACAACCACAAUCUAACUUAAACGACGCCUCGACUAAAAAUGAUGUUGUUGAACCUAGAAAGACAUUAAAUCCAAAUACUGUUGCUAACCAAACCGAUAAGAAAUUACCUCAAGGAAGAUUUAUUUCUGCUAACGAUUUUGCAAGUUCUUCGACUGUUGAUAUUCCAGGUGGGUUACCUGAAUUUACUCAACCACAAAUUAUUGGGUACUAUUUAUUCAGCAACCCAUCGACGCCAGUGAAAGAGGACUCUCCGAUCGAGGCUCUUCAAAACUCUAAAGAGAGUACGGUUACCAUGGAUGGUGACAAUUUAACAGUUUCCACCACUGAAGGAGUAAAUUAUUCCUUUAAGACUAAACCAUUUUAUUCUAAUGAACUAAGUAAUAAUACAAGCGAGAGUCCACUUGGGAAGAGCGCUACCACUUACAGUUCUGAAUCGAACAAUAUAGUCAAAAAUAUUAUCACUGAUAGUAGCAGUAACAGCUCUCCAUUGAUGACAAAUUCAAAUGAGAUGAAAUAUGCCGCUCAAUUCCAACCAACAGUAGCACCAAGUACUGGUGGUCAAUCAUUGACACUCAAUACAACCCAACCUAUUCAAAAUACUACUGAUGUCGUCAAUCCACCAAUGAGUAAGUUCAUUUCGCAACCAGUUAACGAUGGAUUUACCACACCUAGAACACCAACAACACCAUCCACGCCAAAACCACUUCAAAAUUCAAGCUCAGUAUCUUUCCCUGCUUCUCGUAUAUCAUCUAAUUCUAAGCCUUUAGUCUCUUCGACAGAAGAUAAAAUUGCUGCUAUGAAGGCUAGAGGUGUUAAAAGAUUACCAAGAGAAGCCAGUGGUGCCUUCAGUAAGAGAUCUGAGAAAGACCCUACUGUACCAAGAAGCUAUAAAGUAAAAAUGGGUGGUAUGUUUGGUGGACGUUCUGCUAAGCCUGUAAAAGAUAAGAAAGCUUUAAAGGAGAAGGAGAAGAGAAGAAGCAAAAUUAAAGAUAGUAUUAUUACAUCAUUUAGUUGA